UUUGCGUAGAUACUAUUGACUAGUCUUGUGUUCAAAAUGGUGUAAAUUUUUUGAUAGAAUGUUUCGAUUUGAAGCACUUUUCGUUCUCUACUGUUGCAUAAUCACCGCAUCAGUUAGGGGCCAAAGAGAAUUUCCCCCGGAUUUCAAGUUCGGCGUUGGGACAUCCGCUUAUCAAAUUGAAGGAGGAUGGAAUGAAGGUGGCAAAGGAGAAUCCAUCUGGGACUACAUGGUUCACAACUAUCCGGAGAAGGUUGUCGAUGGCACGAAUGGUGAUAUUGCAUGCGAUAGUUUCCAUAAUUGGCAACGAGAUGUUGAAAUGAUACGUGAACUUGGCGUCAACAUGUACCGAUUCUCAAUGGCAUGGAGCAGAAUAAUGCCGACUGGUAUAAGUAAUCAUAUCAAUCAGGCUGGCAUCGAUUACUACAACAACCUGAUAGAUGAGUUGGUGAAAUAUAACAUAGAACCGAUGGUAACACUUUACCAUUGGGAUCUACCGCAACGCCUACAGGAGAUCGGAGGAUGGACAAAUCGUGAAAUCGUUCAUCAUUUCCGGGAAUAUGCACGGGUUGCCUUCGAAAACUUUGGAGAUCGUGUAAAAUGGUGGACUACUAUUAAUGAACCACUACAAGUUUGUCAGGCUUCAUACGAGUUUGAUGGAAAUCCUCCAUCAGCCGAUUUUCCCGGAAUACCGAGUUAUUUGUGUAGUCACAACGUAUUGUUGUCGCACGCAGAAGCUGUCGAGCUAUACAGAGAGCAAUUUCAACAAACUCAGCAAGGUAUCAUUGGAAUAAUCUCGGACACUUCCUGGGCGGAGCCUAGAAGUGACGCGGUUGAGGAUCUUGAAGCAUCUAAUUUGUAUCUUCAAUUUUCCCUUGGUUGGUAUAUGCAUCCAAUUUUCUCGAAAACAGGAAACUAUCCUCAGGUGAUGAUUGACCGCGUGGGAAAUCUGAGUCAACAGCAAGGUUUCUACAAAUCUCGUCUACCGGAGUUCACCGAGGAAGAAAUUGAAAAGCUUAAAGGUUCAUCGGAUUACUUCGGAAUUAACAGCUACACGAGUGUGAUUGUCUAUCAAAAUGAUCCGGGAAAUUCAGCUCAAUAUCCCGUUCCAUCAUUCGAUCACGAUCGUAACACUCUGGGCUACCAAGAUCCUUCUUGGCCCGGAUCUGGUACUGGUUGGCUGAAGGUAAACCCCAAAGGAAUGUACAGUUUGUUAACCUGGAUUCGAAACGAGUACGACAAUCCGCUAGUUUACAUUACCGAGAAUGGAGUCAGUGAUCGUGGUGGUACCAAGGAUGUGGAUCGGAUUAACUACUAUAACCAGUAUCUGAAUGCCGUUCUGGAUGCAAUGGAAGAUGGUAGCGAUAUCAGAGGUUACGUGGCGUGGAGUUUAAUGGAUAACUUUGAGUGGAGAUCCGGACUUACGGAACGCUUUGGACUGUACUACGUAGAUUAUGAAGAUCCUAAAAGAACCAGAAUUGCUAAGAGUUCAUCCAAGGUGUAUGCCAACAUUAUCAAAACAAGAAUGAUAAAUCCCGAUUAUUUACCCGAACCGGAGGUUUAUGUUCCCGGGCCAAAUGAUGAUCCCUCUUAAACUGUUUCAGAUUGUGAUAUUGCGGCCCAGGCAUUGUAUCCGAUUAUGAAAAUCAUUUGUAAAUAAAAGUUGAAAGAGGUUAUAAUAUAAUUCGUUAGAGAACAAAAUGGCUGUUAGCUGACUUUAAGUGUGAAGGCCUUCUAUUUUAGUCUACCUCGACGUGAAUGUUAUUAAUUGAUAAUAAACAUAAACGAUUCACUCGAAAA
This is a messenger RNA of Malaya genurostris, 1797 nucleotides long. RefSeq names its product myrosinase 1-like. The transcript has 5 exons. Gene Ontology annotation, molecular function: beta-glucosidase activity. The record is from RefSeq and is a predicted model, not a curated record. Gene Ontology annotation, biological process: carbohydrate metabolic process. The coding region runs from base 59 to 1591 and encodes 510 amino acids. Lineage: Eukaryota; Metazoa; Arthropoda; Insecta; Diptera; Culicidae.